Messenger RNA from Diatraea saccharalis (sugarcane borer), 3081 nucleotides. Lineage: Eukaryota; Metazoa; Arthropoda; Insecta; Lepidoptera; Crambidae. The record is from the annotation of a GenBank genome assembly.
AGUUACCGCGUGAACGGCUGCCAGUUCGCACGCCGUUGCCUACCCGUUAACUUUUUAAUUUCGUGUGAAUAAAAGUUCUAAACGUGACAGUUACUCUAUAUUAUCUGUGGACUAUUGGAGGGAAAAGCACAUAUUUAUUGUGAGAUUUAUGUGAUAAACUUUUAUCAACAGUAUAGAUCUGUGUAGUGAAGUAGUGCUAGUGCAGUGUCCUCUGUUCUUACAAUGAGAAGACGCUCGUGCAGUUAGACGAUCCCACGCCGUUCACAUUAUUAUGCAAGCGUGACCGUAAUAUUGCCAGUAGUACAUUAUAGUGACGAGUUGACAUUUGCCGCCAAUGCCUCUUGAAUAAGAAAUGGCAUUGGUGAAUUUCACCCUGACCGCCGCGAAUGCGGCGACUCCGGUUCUCACGACUUCUACUCCAGGCCCACUUCACAUUGGCCUCAAUGACCUCCUCUACUCUCCAGAACAGGCAGAGUACCCCCCUCAACCGGGCAAUGAACCAUUUUCCCCACCGGCAAACCAACAAAGAAGAACCAAACUAAGAAAGCGUGCGGGUUCAACCUACCUCCCUCCCCCUAAUCAGUUUACCCAUUAUCCACACGACGACAUCCCACACAAUCCUUAUAAUAGCCAACUCCACACACAAAUAUACCAACAAAACGCACGACUAGAUGUACCGAUGGAUAACCAACGGGUACAGGAAGUAAAUUCACAGUUUGACAACACCGGACAGUAUAUUCACGAUCCAAGCGGUGACUACGAUUACGAGCAGAGGAGGUUAAACUCAAAUGCUCCACGUCCGCCGUAUAGUGGAUACACUAGUGCACCUUACCCAGCUGCAACAACACCCCCUUCUAGUCGAAAGUUUGAUACGAGUUCGAGCCAAAAUGUCAAUAAUUUCAAUUACGGGAAUAGAGCGGUACCUGCAUCAACGCCUUCUAGAACGCAGGACACGGGUGCUAAAACUAGCAGUGACGCUAACGCUGGUGGCAGUGGGCAGCCUCCCGACCGACCCCGGGGUUUCACGAAAGUGGAAACGGGGAGCUCUGGAGGCAAAACUCAACUACACGCCGUAUUAGACUACGACGAUGAUUACUAUGACGACGUCCCUGGACCAGAUUUCGAUCAGCCCGCCAUAACGCCUUUGCAGGGGCCAAUUCUGCUGCGCAACGGAACAGUGCCAGUGGUGCCUUUAACUUCUUAUCCUACAGUCAACAAUGGAUCUUUCUACCAAAUACCUAUCCUAUGGACCGCUUUAUCCGUAGCAUUAGGCUACGAACUUCAGGGUCAAAUCAUCAAGGGCGUGCCAUGCGUUAAGAAAAACUACCAGCUUUACUGCCCUACUGCUGGGAACACAUAUCCUUUAGAUAAAAUUGAGAACUUCAUAGAUGAAAAUAAGGCGUUAAUCAAAAGAAUGUACGGCUCGUUCACAACACCCGGCGGGAGCAGAGUCCGCAGAGCCCCGGGGGUGCCGGACGUGGAGAAAGGAGACACUUAUUUCGGACGUAGUGCGCGGCAGACGACCAACACGCCGUCUCCUGACACACAGUCAAUCAACAGUACAGGCAGGAUAGACGCGUGUGAAAGCAAGACGGAGAUUAUGACGCCAUAUUGGGCACUCAAUUCGGCGAGGAAGCUAAGAGCUAUCGUGAACACUAUGCACUUCGAGCAAGCGAUACAUCAGGAAGUCUGCAGUAAGAAGACGACGAACAGAUGUUCCGGCGACUGCGGUUGCGAGCAGAAGUACAAAUGGCAUCGUCUUUUAGCAUACGAUCCGAACGACGAUUGCGCCGGAAUAUUCAUGGAUUGGUUCCUUUUCCCAUCAUGUUGUGUUUGUCGGUGUAAUCCAUAGAAUCAUAGAUAAUGUAUUCACACUAAUAUUUCCUGAUAGUUACCGCUAGGGGCGCUGUACAAAUAUAUAGCGCUGUAGUUUAGUUAGGUACAGCCACGUCUAAAAUUAUAUUUGUUUGUCUUCGUAAUAAGAGUGUAUUUAUAGUAUCACAUGACGAUUUCACAUUUUUAUUUCUUAAUUUUCUAUUACACAGUCUAAAGCACGUUAAUACAUAUGGAUAUGAUAAAUUUAUCAAUUUAGUACAUCUCCAUUAGGUUAAAUAGACUGGCGUCAAUAUUGAGAAAGUAUUAUUCGCCUACCUAGUCUUAUAACAUUUUACAUAUGUCUAGUAUUAAUACAUGAUUUCAAAGCGUGGAUCCUCAACAAAAUAAACUUUUAUCUUCUUCUAUCUUACUUCUCAAUUUUAUCUAUGACAGAUUUCUUUUUUAUUCAUUCGCUAAUUUUCAUUUAUGACAUUUAAAGAGUUAUUUAUGCAAAAAAUUAAUGAAACUAUGAAUGUCUAGUAAAAUGACAUAUUAAGAUAUUUGUUGAAAAAAUUCUUAAAUAUAUAUUACUUAUUUUUAAGAUAAUUUCACUAAUGUGAAUAUCAAAUGAUUAAGAAUAUUUGGAGAAAUUCGUGUAAAUUUUAAGUAACUAUCUCAUAUCAUUAAUAAACAGAGCAUGCAUAAUUUAAUAUAGAUUGUGUGUAUCUUACUUUUAUAUGAUAUACUGAUUAUAAAAAUCGAAAGUAUAUUUUAAAUUUAUAUUGUUAAAUGUUUUUCACUGCCAUUGUACAGUUAUUACAUUUUAAUAUUAAUUAAAAGUAAACUAAAACUGUGACAUAAAAAUGAUACAGCAUUAAAUAUGAGAAAUUAUAAAUUAUUGACAAAAUUAUUAAGUAUUGUUUCAUUCAUUAUAAUUAUGCUUAUAAUUAAUUUCGACUAGUGCAUAAUAAUAACAAUGCUGUAAAUAUUUUUAAUGACAUUAAUAUAAAUUUAUUCAGAUAGUACCUAUAAUUUUUAAAUUAAAUAAGAAACUUCCAACAUUUGUUGCGAGGCUAAUUUUAACUUGAGUAAUAAAUAUAAUGCUAAAGAAGGCUUAGAAACCACGACUUUUAUCUAGCAUAAAAUUAAAUCGAUUUAUAUAAAAAAUAAGGUAAUACUAACAAUUAGUUCAUACUUUAGUUUAUAAUAGGUAUACCAAUUUACUUAAUAUAUUUAUAUCAUACGGAAAUAAAUUAAGUCUUGAUU